AAUUCAUCAACCUCAACUGUUACUAGAUAGACCUACGUCGCGGAGAUUUUUACCAGCCGUUGACCGUAGAUAAUGCCUUCUACUAAGUAAAGUAGCCCAGCUUUAAAGGUAUGGGAACAGUGUGCUCAACCCCAAGAUCCACCACUGCCAUUGAACCAAUUUGUAACGAAACUCAUUCCAAGGUGCUGCCAGAAAUCAAGGAGAGAGAAAAGAAGUCGAACAGUCAGAGAAACUUCCACCACCCCACUUCCCCCAUCAAAUUCCAGCAGGAGAGUAUUGACAUUCCAUCUGGGGAUACACCUCAGAAAACUCAGGAGCUAGCCUGCUCUAAAGAACAUAUCGAAGAGAGAAAUUUGACAGUGAAGGAGAAGAAUAUUGAGAAGGCAUCUCCACGUCCUGUCAGUGGGUCCAAUUGGGAAGCGCUGAUCAAAGAAGAUUUCUUUAAAGCUGGGGUAGACGAGAUCAUGAGUUCAUCUUCCAAGAAGAAGAAUGAAGGUGCCAAGCGGUUCGCAUCUCCCACUCAUAAUUGGUUCAGGAACCGGAUCAAGAGUACUCCAGGGCGGAUUGAGAGGAGGGAAGAAUUCAAGCAGGCUCACAAAGAGAGCUCCACUACCAAGAAAGGAAAAGGUGAGAUCUGUGUGUAUGUUGUUGUUUAGCAGUAGAGUGUUUUGUCUAAAUGAAACGUUCUGAAGAGCUGGAGAUUGAUUAUUGGAAGGCGAUAGUUGACUAGGUGUAGGAUUUUGCUUCAGUUAACAGGACAAACCCUUUCAUAGAUUUUGAAAUACUUAUUCAAACUUCUGAUUCUAUUUCUUUGAUUUCGAUUCAUUUUUGCGACAUUUCUUUUAAAAAAAUAUGUUGACUUUUGAUGAUGUUCAUUGAUAUCGAUAGAAAGGACAAGUGAGUAUCACCAGCCUUUCGGUAUGACAAAAACCUAUAUAUAUUGUUAGUACACUGCAAAAACACCGGUGUUAAUUUAACACCAGCCCGGUAUCAACAUCCUGUAUCGGUCCACACCAGAGAAGCGUUGAAACAGCACCAGUUAAUAAUCAUACCGAUAUUAUAUUGGUAAUGUAAACAUGAAAUACAAAGUAAUAAGGUUUGUAUAAAAAUGAAUAGAUCCUUAAUUCACUUUAAGGAACUAACUAUAGGCAUAUACACUCAAAUAUAUAGGCUUAUAGUUGGCACCUUCAAAUAAUUAGGAAUCUAUUCAUUUUGAAAUGAAUUGAUGUCAUGAUCUAGUCAGAGUGGGUACGGACACCACGUAUGAUGAUCAGAUUGUAUGCGAGUAUUUGCCCAUAAUAAUUAUAUUUCUAAAAUCCUCCUUUGAAUAAAAAUUAUCUUUGAAAAUAUCUUAUAAAUUUCGUCCUGCCUAUAUGAGAAUACAGUUCCAAGAGUCCCACAUAUCUUUUCUAAGCUAGCAGGAGGUAGAGCUCAAUGGCAUUUCAAGAAAAAAAUAUUCAAGCGCCAUCUAUCGUUGAAUAUCAACAGUAUUCAACAAUCGACUCUCCGAGGCGUUUUAAUACAUCACGUUACGCAUUACAUUUGUGUGACUGCGGUGGCUAUUCAUGUAUGGAAUGACUAACAUGCCUGUUAUUCAUAUAAGAGUACACGAGAACUCUCACAUUUUUAUCUCUAUACUAGUUAACAUAAAAC
Molecule: messenger RNA, 1653 nt
Organism: Lytechinus variegatus (green sea urchin)
Lineage: Eukaryota; Metazoa; Echinodermata; Echinoidea; Temnopleuroida; Toxopneustidae
Exons: 3
Coding region: 111-656 (181 amino acids)
Source: RefSeq, a predicted model, not a curated record